Molecule: messenger RNA, 1883 nt
Organism: Diabrotica balteata
Lineage: Eukaryota; Metazoa; Arthropoda; Insecta; Coleoptera; Chrysomelidae
Source: the annotation of a GenBank genome assembly
CUUAGUACCAAACGAAUUCGCGUCUCAGUGUGUACGACGUGUAUGUGCGGGUGAAUUUGAAAGACAUUCAAACAAUAAUGGACUGGUAUUCUACUACCGAACUACUCGUACUCCAAUCCAGAAAGUAUUAAAUUAUCGUUAAAAUUUAUUUUGUCAAGUAUUGUUAAUAUAGAAUUCAGCGAAUAUGCCUGAAACGGCUCAAGAUUAUACAUUGGACAGUGUAUUGAAGCAAAUAGGGGACUUCGGAAAGUACCAGUUGUUCGUGUUUUCCGUAGUAAUUUUCGGUGUUGUUCUGCACUCUGCCGUGCACAAUGCCUUCGUUUUUACAGCUUUAGACGUUAGUUACAGAUGUGCCAUUCCAGAAUGUGAUCACAACGGUACAACGUUUGAACCAGAUUGGCUACCAGCGGCCGUGCCGUAUAAAAAUAAGCUUCCAGAGAAAUGUAAAAGGUAUGAAUACACAGGUGUUGAUGGAAGCUGCAACCCCGAAGAUUUUGAUCAAACGAAAGAAAUAUCAUGUUCUUCUUAUGUGUACCAGACUAAGGAAUGGAGUAUUCUACAAGAGUACGAUCUACAUUGCGAAGAAAACCUGUGGAAGUUAACUAUGGUUGGUACAGUGAACAGCAUUGGACAAUUUGUCGGAUUAUUUAUUGGUGGCUUUAUAUCUGACAGGUAUGGAAGAAAGUUUUUAUUAAUUUGGGGGAUGAUUUUUUGCGCAGUGUUCGGUAUUCUUCGAACUUUUAUGCCAACUUAUGAAUUGUUUUUACUUUUUGAGUUCUUAGAUGCGGCGUUUGGUGCUGGAACUUAUAUAUGUGGAUUUGUUUUAAGUGUUGAAUUAGUUGGACCCAAGAAAAGGGUGUUGACGGGAAUAUUGUCCAGUUCUAGCUAUGUUCUUGGUGAAAUAUUUACAGCAGUUGCUGCAUGGACUACUCAAUCAUGGAAACCCAUCAUUUAUAUUCUGUAUUCGCCCAUAUUUCUGCUCAUAUCCUACAUAUGGCUGGUUCCCGAAUCUGUUAGGUGGCUUCUGUCCAAAGGGCGCAACGAAGAAGCAAAACAUAUACUGAGAAAAGCUGCAAAAGUCAACGAGAAGGAACUAUCCGAACAAACUUUAGAGAAGUUGACUUUAUCUGAAGAAGAGAAACCAAGCGAAACGAGUGAUAUUUUGAAAGCCAUGAAAUCUACGACUUUAACCAUAAGGUUGGUGCUCUGCUCUUUCUGCUGGAUAGUGUGUACUUUCCAGUUUUAUGGAUUAACGCUAAAUUCAGUCGCUUUGGUAGCAGGCAACAGUUACUUGGACUUUAUGCUGACUGCUCUAGUCGAAAUACCUGGAUAUGCUGCUUGCAGAUACUUGUUGGUAUGGUUCGGAAGAAAAAAGUCCCUAUUCGGAGCAUAUUUCCUCACUGGAGUAGCUUGUGGAUCAUUUUUAUUGGUGCCUGAAGACUCUCACGCUGGAAGUCUUACUGUAUAUUUGCUGGGCAAGUUCGGGGCGACAGUUUCCUUUACACUGAUUUACGUACACACCAGUGAAAUGUUCCCGACUAAAAUGAGACAUACUUUUAUGGCAAUUUGCUCUACUUUGGGAAGAAUUGGAUCUAUGGUAGCACCACAGACACCGAUUUUGGCUCAACUCUGGAAUCCACUCCCUUUUAUAACAUUUACAGUCGUGUCUUGGAUUGCUGCGUUUUUCUCCUUAUUUUUCCCAGAAACAUCCAACAUCAAACUUCCCGAUACAAUUGAGGAAGCGGAAAACAUCAAGCAGUUAAGAAAAUUAGCUGAGAAAGAAUCGUGUACAUAGCUAUUUGAUCUGUGAUCAUUUUUAAUAUAAGAUAAACAAAAAUUAAUAUAUUAUGUAAAUAAAUUUUAAAAUGUUUUUUAUUUGAUCG